Motacilla alba alba is the source of this 2102-nucleotide messenger RNA. It is a transcript of the gene STMN4, whose product is annotated as stathmin 4. Bases 2 to 703 code for a protein of 233 amino acids. Gene Ontology annotation, biological process: microtubule depolymerization; neuron projection development; regulation of microtubule polymerization or depolymerization. Gene Ontology annotation, cellular component: cytoplasm; neuron projection. Gene Ontology annotation, molecular function: tubulin binding. The transcript is spliced from 6 exons. NCBI's taxonomy places the organism in Eukaryota, Metazoa, Chordata, Aves, Passeriformes, Motacillidae. The record is from RefSeq and is a predicted model, not a curated record.
AAUGUGGAGCUGGGAAGGGCUGCGUGUGCCAGGAACAUCCCACGGGAUGUGUCCGUCAUCGCGGUGUGUGCCCAUCCCAUCCCAUCACUCCGGCCCAGGAUCGCUCUUCCUGCAGAAUUCCAAGGAUUUCCUCGCCAUGACUCUGGCUGCCUACAAGGAGAAGAUGAAGGAGCUGCCCCUCGUCUCCCUCUUCUGCUCCUGUUUCCUGUCGGAUCCCCUCAACAAGACGACCUACGCCUACGAAGACACGGUGGAUCUGACCUGGUGCGUCAUCUCCGACAUGGAAGUGAUCGAGCUCAACAAACGCACCUCGGGCCAAUCCUUCGAGGUCAUCCUGAAGCCUCCCUCCUUCGACGGAAUUCCGGAAUUCAACGCCUCCCUGCCCCGCCGCCGCGACCCUUCCCUGGAGGAGAUCCAGAAGAAGCUGGAAGCGGCGGAGGAGAGGAGAAAGUACCAGGAGGCGGAGCUGCUGAAGCACCUGGCGGAAAAGCGGGAACACGAGCGGGAAGUGAUCCAGAAGGCCAUCGAGGAGAACAACAACUUCAUCAAGAUGGCCAAGGAGAAGCUGGCGCAGAAGAUGGAGUCCAACAAGGAGAACCGCGAGGCCCACCUGGCGGCCAUGCUGGAGCGCCUCCAGGAGAAGGACAAACACGCGGAAGAAGUGAGGAAAAACAAGGAGCUCAAGGAAGAAGCCUCCAGGUAAAGAGGCUCUGCUUGGACUGACAGCUCCGGGGAGGUGCCGGAGGCUUCCGCAGCUCCAGGUCGGAAUGGUGUGGGAAAAUGGUGGACGUUCCUCUGCUUUCUUUGUUCGUGGAUGUGGCGAGUCGAGGGGGUGAAGCCAUCGGAGUCGUCGUCGUCGUCGUUCCGGGGAGGGUGGGGAGGGAAGGGAUGAGGGCGGGAUUUUGGGAUGCCCACCCACGGAUGGGUCCCGCCCGUCAGCCAGGUCCGGAGGGGACAGCCGAGGGCUGAGGAGGUGAUCCCCGGGAGAAAUCCCGGGAAUACGGAGAGGGUGGGGAGGGAAUUGUGGGAAAUGUGCGUCGUGUGUGACUUUAAUUUGGUGCUGGGCAGGCGGGGCGGGCGGGAAUCCCUCCGGAGUCUUCUCCAUCCAAUCCCAUCCCAUCCCAUCCGUGGGCUGUGGCAUCUCUUGGUGUCCCUCCCUCCCUCGUUGCCGCCUGGAUUUGGGAUCUUUUCCCGGAUCUGGCAUUUUUUUUGCCCUGCCAGCACCGUUUUGGGAAGGGGGAGAAGUUUUUUUUGCCCACCACCACCGUUGGGGGUGGUCAGGGGAGUGAAAUUCCCUUGCUCCAGAGGUUUAUUCCCAGCUGUUGGAGGCGCCCAUGAUCCUUCCCAGGGGUGGCAUUGGAGAGCCCCAUGAAUUCCCAAAGAAGCUUUUUUUUUUGUAAGAACCGCCCAAAAAACAAUCCCGGUGGGAAUUCUUGGGUGAAAUCUCCCUUUCCGGCUGGAAAACCAUCAGCUCCCGGAGAUGGAGCAGCAGGAGAAGCCAGGGCGGGGCCGCAGAGACCGCGAUGGAAGGGAAUGAGGGAAAAUUCGGGAAAAAAGGUGGAGGUGGGAUGGAGCCCUGCGGAGAGCAGGGAGAAAUAUCCGUGGGAACCCCUUGGGGACAGCGGUGGCACCUCCUGGUGACACCAGGGACGGUGGAAAACCCUCCCAAUAUCCCAGGAGAUGCUUUUUUGGGAGCUGCCAUGCCAUUCCUGGGGAAUCUUUGCCUCCAGGAAGGGCGGGGAGAAGGAAGAUUGGGAUUUUCCGGGGGGGGGGAAAGUGGGAAUUCCCUGCAUUCCCAGCUGCCAGCUGGAAGCGUUCCCAGUGCUGCGGCACCCCCCAGAAUUCCAACCCGGAUGUGAACGAAGGGUUUGGGUCUCCGCUAUGUCUGGAUAAGACAUUCCGAGCUCCGAUCCGGGUCCGGAGGGAGUCGCGGCUCUUUCCCGGUGCCAGGAGUUGCCCACCCUGAUCCCGGAGCCCCGGGGAGAAUCCUGGGAAAGGGGGAAAAAAUGGGAUUGGGGACGGAUUGUGGCACGAGCUGUCCUUUUUUUUGUACACAACGGAUGUAAAUAAAACUGCCUUGGCCUUUCCUUUGGUUUCCAUGA